UCACACCGGCUCAUAUUUUGUUUUUUUGUUGCUGUUCGCUGACUUGUUUUAUGUUUAAUCAAAGUUGCGCAUAAAUUUUUCUGCAAAUUGUUUUCAAUUUACGCAUUUAAAUGCAGCUGCCCCUUUUUGGUUGCUUGUGCUAGGAGUCGGGAUAUUGGAUAGUCAUAUACACACAUAUACACUCACAGAACGAAAGGAAGGACUCAAGGAUACAAUUCAAGGACUGCAGCAACAAAAACACAGCAAACGAUGUCGGUGGCCGGGCUUCGACAAUGUCUGCUGCUCUGGAGCGUCGACUAUUGGAACUUGGAAGUCAUGGCAGAAAAUGUCUUCAAGUCGCACGAUAUCGGGCUGCGGGCGCAGAAGAAAAUCUUCUCACGCAUGGCCACCAAAAACAUUGCGAAGACCUUUAUUGACGGGACAACGGCCUCGCUGCUGGACAACCUGUACAAGUUGUGCAAGAUGCAUACCGGGAACAAGGCCAAGGCGGAGAAGCUGAUCAAGAACAUCAUCAAGAUCGUGAUCAAGAUCGGGGUUCUCCACCGGAACAAUCAGUUCAGCGAGGAGGAGCUGCAAAAGGCGGAGAACUUUAAGAGAAAGUUUCAGAACACCCAGCUGUCCAUUAUAUCAUUCUACGAGGUGGACUUCACCUUCGACCUGGCCUACCUGCAAAAGUCAAUAGCCGAAUCGCAAGUGGCGCUGAAGUCGAUUGUACAGCCGCAUCUCACAGAGAAAUCGCUGGGCCGCAUCGACGAGGUGUUCGAUUUCUUCGGGGAAGAGACGCUGCUGGAAACGGCUUUCCGAUCGGACUCCCCCUAUCGCGAGGUGAUGGGAAAGAUCGUGGCCGACAUUAAUGCCGCGAUGGAAUCGGGGGACAUCUGAGGAGAUCCGGAAACCGAACUGAGCUGUCAUGCGUGCUAUGAAAGAAAGGCUAUCUAUCGAAACCAAAAAGCAACCAGUAGCUAGUUGCGAAUGGAAAACGCUUGCUUAAAAGCUCACCCACCAACACCAAAAUACAAAGUCUAGAUAUAGAUAUGGAAGAGCAGCGACAGUGAGGAAACGGCUGGAAAAGAAAUGAAAAAGACAUGGGUUUAAACAAGAGUUUAAUUUAGUUUAACUAGUGAUAUACCAUUGACAACAAUAUCAAAAGUGUAAAGACGUCCGUAUUGAUUAUUUUGAUGACAACGUUAACAUUUGUGUACUCAAGGUCUAUAUAGUAAUAAUUAGGAAAAACCAAAUGCAUUUCGCCAAAGGAAUUCACCAAACGGAAAUUGUAAACUCGAGCAAAAUGCUUUUAUCGGUGUGUAAGUCGUUGAUCGUAUGCGUGCGUGUAACUUUAUAUGUGUAAGUCUAAUUGUUAAAUGGGAAAUACUUCAGCACAUAAGCAAUUAUUCGUGGUCUACUUUUUGAUACUCUAAAACUCGCUGUAUCCAAUCGCAAUUAUCUGUAUAUGUAACCCACAAAACACCGUCUUAGUAAGACUCCUACGUACUUAACUGAUCGUUGCUGAUCGGAAUCACAUAAAUCACCUGUAAACGUUAGUCCAUGCUAAGUUGGUUAUGCUAAGUUGUCACCAGAACCUGUUUACCACUCGACUCCUUUUGUCUGAGAGCCAGUUCCGCACAUCUAUUUGUAUUUCUUUAUGUAUUCCAAGCCUCAAAGGGGUCAGUAACCUUAAGCAUUAUUUAUGAUACUCCCACAAUGAUAUUCCAACUACCCGAAACAUAUCGAAACUAUCUGAAAGCAAACAAUGCUAAGGGGACAAUAAGUUGUUCGAAUUUUUCAGUGACUUCUGAAUCGAUGUUUCAAACGGAGGAAGCACAAUUUUAGUCGUUUAGAUUUUAAAUAUUUAUUUGUUUACCAACAAAACAAUGUUGACUAUAAAAAUAAAAGCAACAAUUACCAAAAA
Molecule: messenger RNA, 1909 nt
Organism: Drosophila rhopaloa
Lineage: Eukaryota; Metazoa; Arthropoda; Insecta; Diptera; Drosophilidae
Gene: sigmar
Product: tumor necrosis factor alpha-induced protein 8-like protein
Exons: 4
Coding region: 250-882 (210 amino acids)
Biological process (GO): regulation of apoptotic process
Cellular component (GO): cytoplasm
Source: RefSeq, a predicted model, not a curated record